AUAUGAAAAUACCGGUAUCUCCCUUCUUGGGAACAAAGGUCACACUUGCUGCUGGUUGAACGACCUGCAAAGAUGUCUCUGAGAAUACUCGUUGGGUGUAAGCGAGUUAUAGAUUAUGCUGUGAAGGUGCGUGUAAAACCAGACAAACUGGGUGUGGUCACAGAUGGAGUGAAGCACAGUAUGAACCCGUUUGACGAGAUUGCCAUGGAGGAGGCAAUGAGGAUGAAGGAGAAGAAGCUGGCAUCCGAGGUCAUAGCUGUGUCUUGUGGACCCCAACAAAGCCAGGAAACUCUCCGUACAGCACUAGCUAUGGGAGCUGAUCGGGCCAUACAUGUUAAAGUAGAGCCCAAAGAUUAUGAGACACUUCAGCCAUUCCAUGUGUCUAAAAUCCUGGCCAAGAUUGUUGAGGAGGAGAAGGUAGACCUUGUUGUAUUAGGAAAACAGGCUAUUGAUGAUGAUUGUAACCAAACUGGACAGAUGACCGCUGGUCUUUUAGAUUGGCCUCAGGGAACAUUUGCCUCAAAUGUGGAAAAAGUGGACAACAAAUUGAAUAUUUUACGAGAAAUUGAUGGCGGCUUAGAAACAGUAAAAGUGUCCAUUCCUGCUGUACUAACAGCUGAUCUCCGACUCAAUGAACCACGAUAUGCCACACUGCCUAAUAUAAUGAAAGCUAAAAAGAAACCUAUGGCAGUCAAGUCAGUGGCAGACUAUGGAGUUGAUGUAAGUCCACGUCAGGAAGUCCUCUCAGUGGAAGAUCCCCCUACCAGGGAGGCCGGUCAGAAAGUGGAGAGUGUAGAAGACUUAGUACAGAAACUCAAGGACGGAGGAUUUGUAUAGGACUACAUUGUUAGAUAUUUGGAGACAGAGAGCAAUUCUGGAGUUAUGUGGAUGUGAUUAAUUUUGUGAAUUUGUUGUUGAAAGAAAUUUACUGGACUUUUUUCAUUGUCACGAUCAGCAUGAUGUUUGUAUAUAUACAUGUAUAUACCGACGAAAAUCUGUGUAACAGAUGCAUUACCAAAUCAUAUUUAAAUUAUCUAAACAAAA
Pecten maximus is the source of this 1044-nucleotide messenger RNA. Its product is annotated as electron transfer flavoprotein subunit beta-like. Gene Ontology annotation, cellular component: cytosol. NCBI's taxonomy places the organism in Eukaryota, Metazoa, Mollusca, Bivalvia, Pectinida, Pectinidae. The transcript is spliced from 7 exons. The coding region runs from base 73 to 837 and encodes 254 amino acids. The record is from RefSeq and is a predicted model, not a curated record. Gene Ontology annotation, molecular function: electron transfer activity.